UCCCCGCGGCGGAGCUGCUCCACAGACGGCUGCCGCUGAGCUUCCUCCAGCCGCCGCCAUGCCCGGAGGGCUUCUGCUCGGGGACGAGGCUCCCAACUUUGAGGCUAAUACCACGGUGGGCCGCAUCCGCUUCCACGAUUUCCUGGGAAACUCAUGGGGCAUUCUCUUCUCCCACCCCCGAGACUUCACCCCAGUGUGUACCACUGAGCUUGGCAGAGCUGCGAAGCUGGCCCCAGAAUUUGCCAAGAGGAAUGUGAAGCUGAUUGCCCUUUCCAUCGACAGUGUGGAAGACCAUCUUGCCUGGAGCAAGGAUAUUAAUGCUUAUAAUGGAGAUGAGCCCACAGAGAAGUUACCUUUCCCCAUCAUUGAUGACAAGAAUCGGGAACUUGCCAUCCUGCUGGGCAUGCUGGACCCUGCGGAGAAGGAUGAGAAGGGCAUGCCUGUGACAGCUCGGGUGGUGUUUAUCUUUGGCCCUGACAAGAAGCUGAAGCUGUCGAUUCUCUACCCAGCUACCACUGGUAGGAACUUUGAUGAGAUUCUCAGAGUAGUUAAAUCUCUCCAGCUGACAGCAGAAAAGAGGGUCGCCACACCAGUGGAUUGGAAGGAUGGAGAAAGUGUGAUGGUCCUUCCAACCAUCCCCGAAGACGAAGCCAAAAAACUAUUUCCUAAAGGAGUUUUCACCAAAGAGCUCCCAUCUGGCAAGAAAUACCUCCGCUACACUCCGCAGCCAUAGCUCCCUGAGAUGUGGGUAUUAGAAUGACAUGGGGGCCUGUUGUCAAUCAUGUUUCCUGCGCAACUCUACAGCAACAAACACCCUGGUGUGUUCAUCAUAGCCAGGGCCUGGUAGACGCUAUCCUACAGGCUUAUUAAAUGAAAGUGGCACUAAA
Messenger RNA from Erinaceus europaeus (western European hedgehog), 887 nucleotides. It is a transcript of the gene PRDX6, whose product is annotated as peroxiredoxin 6. Gene Ontology annotation, biological process: cellular oxidant detoxification; cell redox homeostasis. Bases 59 to 733 code for a protein of 224 amino acids. Lineage: Eukaryota; Metazoa; Chordata; Mammalia; Eulipotyphla; Erinaceidae. Gene Ontology annotation, molecular function: peroxiredoxin activity. The transcript has 5 exons. Gene Ontology annotation, cellular component: mitochondrion; cytosol. The record is from RefSeq and is a predicted model, not a curated record.